CAAUAAUAUGUUAAUUAACCGUUCUUGUUGUUGUUCUCACAAUUAUAUAAACACCGUUCUUGUUGUUGUUUUCACAAAGAGACAAUUUUUUCCACCAAAAUUAGAAACUUUUGCAUUCAAUCUACAAUGAUGAGCACCAAACAAGUUAUUACAUGUAAAGCUGCAAUUUGUUGGGGGUCAGGAAAAGGAGUAACAGUGGAAGAGAUUGAAGUUGAUCCACCAAAAGCAACUGAAAUUAGGGUGAAGAUGUUGUGUGCAAGUAUUUGCCACACAGACAUCACAAGCAUUCAAGGUUACCAAUAUAAUAAAUUUCCUCUAGCACUUGGACAUGAAGGAGUGGGUGUUGUCGAAAGUGUGGGUGAUAGUGUAAAAAAUGUGAAAGAAGGUGAUAUGAUAAUUCCAACAUACAUAGGUGAGUGUAAAGAAUGUGAGAAUUGUAUUUCAGGGGAAACAAAUCUCUGCCUAACCCACCCUUUAAGAUUAAGUGGCUUAAUGUCGGAUAACACUUCAAGAAUGUCCAUUCAAGGACAAAGAUUGUACCAUGUUUUGAGUUGUGCUACAUGGUCAGAAUACAUGGUUAUUGAUGCUAAUUACAUUCUUAAAGUUGAUCCAAACAUUGAUCUUGCUCAUGCAAGUUUCAUCUCAUGUGGAUUUACAACUGGUUUUGGAGCUGCUUGGAAAGAAGCUAAGGUUAAAAAGGGUUCAAGUGUAGCUGUUUUUGGUCUUGGAGCUGUUGGAUUAGGGGCUAUAAGUGGAGCCAAGAUGGUGGGAGCAACUAAGAUAAUUGGUAUUGACAAAAAUGAAAUGAGGAGGGAAAAAGGAGAAGCAUUUGGAAUGACUCAUUUUAUAAAUCCUAGUGAUUCCAAUAAAUCAGCUUUAGAAUUGGUAAAAGAACUAAGUGAUGGAAUGGGUGUGGAUUACUCCUUUGAGUGCACUGGAGCUCCUCCUUUACUUACUAUAUCGGUGGAAGCCACAAAAAUGGGUAGAGGUAAAACAAUAGCAAUUGGUGCUGGACUUGAACCUAUUGUUCCUUUUGGCUAUCUUUCCAUUUUACUUGGUAGGACAUUAAAAGGUUCUAUUUUUGGAGGGAUAAAAGCUACAUCAGAUCUUUCCAUCAUUGCUGACAAAUGUCUCAAAGAGGAAUUCCCUCUUGAAGAGUUAUUCACCCACGAAAUUCCAUUGAUAGAUAUAAACAAAGCAUUUGAGUUUUUGAAGCAACCUGAUUGUGUGAAAGUCGUCGUCAAGAUGUGAUCGAUGUGUACUAGCAUUGAUUUCUAGCGAGAUAAAAAUGUCUUUAAGGUUGUUGAAAUAAAAAGAAUGUAACAAAAAUAUCGAUUGAUCAGUGAGUGAAUUAGUUUUCUGAAGAGUUAGUUAGAGAGCAAAACUCUAAUUAACUUUUUAGCAAAUCAUAAUUAAUUUGUUGAUUGAUAGUUAUUUUGUUUUUAUUUUUAUAAGUAAAUAAUUGAAUUAUAAGGAGUUGCAAUUCGGUGAACCUCCAUUAUAUACUAUGGAGGCCGGCUAAUGGAUCAAUACACCAAUCAGAGAACUUAUAACAAGAAUUGUUCCCUAUACGACCUAUAGUUAAUUUGUUGAUUAUCUAUUAGAUCUAUAAUAGAGUGUAUCAUUUUCUAUUGAGAUGAAUCUCUUUAUGUUCUUGUAAUUUUUAACAUAAUGCAAUAAAUAUUAGU
This is a messenger RNA of Trifolium pratense (red clover), 1688 nucleotides long. RefSeq names its product 8-hydroxygeraniol oxidoreductase-like. Gene Ontology annotation, biological process: formaldehyde catabolic process. The transcript is spliced from 7 exons. Gene Ontology annotation, cellular component: cytosol. The record is from RefSeq and is a predicted model, not a curated record. Gene Ontology annotation, molecular function: zinc ion binding; S-(hydroxymethyl)glutathione dehydrogenase [NAD(P)+] activity. Lineage: Eukaryota; Viridiplantae; Streptophyta; Magnoliopsida; Fabales; Fabaceae. The coding region runs from base 127 to 1251 and encodes 374 amino acids.